CGCAUCAUACGUGCUAUAUUGUCGUUGUUAGGGUACCGUCACGAACGGUCGUUUAAAACCUCAAUAUGUAAAUCUCAAUGACAUAUUUCAGCGCGUUAUAUCAAGUAUCUAUAAUUUCAGUCUAGACCACGGUUAUUAUCGAUAUCAGUUUAUUUUUGAAAUAUCUUUAACAAUUUGCGCUAUAAUUUAAAUUGAGAAGGAAAGACAAAUCAGUGAAGUUAUUGGAGCCAGAUAGCCGAUAAUAUCGGUAAAAUUGAAAGCCUUGCCCUAGUAGUAUAUGUUGAAUAGAAAGCAAAACUAGACGACUCCUAUAAAGGCUUGUUGCACAGUAAGCAAUACAGCGGCAUUAAAUAACAUAACAUAUAAGCGAAAAACACUCGGAAAUAUGGCUUCACCGGUGCCUCUUUGUCUGAUUCACCUCAAUUCAUCCUGUUUAUCUUGGUCCGAUCACCUUGAAACCUCCAUUUGAGACAGUUGCUAGGUUUUACGUCACUUGCUGCGCAAUGUUGUGUCGCUGUGUCAAACUUGUUGACACUUUUUGCGACAUAACAUAACGACAAAAGGAAUGAUAAACGUUUCUUACUGUGUAUACCAAGGUCAACGUUGGUGUAUAACCUCACCGAAAUAAGUAGACAACAUUCCUUGGUGGUCUAACGUUUAGGCAAGUAAUGUGCACCAAAGCUACCAAUGAAAAGUAAAAACUGAAACUUUGAUAACUCCCUGCAGAAAUAUCCCCGUAACCACCUUAAACGUUUCUCUCAAUUCAUGAUUUGAUAUUCGCCCCGUCCCGAAAAAUCGCAAUUGCACUGAAGUUUGCAUUUUUAUUCUUCCCCAUGCUCUUUAAAUCUUGGACCAUCAGUUCAUUUUUUAUCUCUGUGGGUCUUCAGCUUCCUUUUUGCUUCCUCUAGGAUAAACAAGCAGAUGACGUUGAGGCCGGGGCUUCCAGGGUCCUUCACUAGGUCAUGAUCAGUUGCAUAACCGUCUGAAGUUUAAACAAGCAAGCAAAAGAACUAUUAACUACAGGGGAGAGAUUAAAAAGGAAACGUAAACAAGCAAGCAAAGGAAGUAAAAACUACAGGGGAAAAUUAAAAAGACGCGUCUGUUGUCCACCCUUGGAUAUAAAAAUGUGGGCUUCACCGCUACCGUUGUGUUGUAUGUUGCUACUUUUCAUGGUGACCUCUCGAACAGCGACUACGGGUGAGAUUGAUCUCUUUGAAGCCUUCAACAUCAACGUGAAUACGAAAGGCUUCACACAAGUCCAAGGCCUUACAAAAGAAUUCGGCAAUGCCUACAAGGUCGGAAAGAGCAUGCCGAGAAUGGAACAGUCAAACCAUGUUCUGGAUGAGAUCAAAAGCUCCCUGAUCAAAGAAAGGCGACUUGUUAUUAUCGCCAAUGUGAAAGUGAAGCAUUUUUCAUUUGGAACGCUAUUCUCUGUGGAGUCUAAGAGUAGAGAAAAAGCCUUACUGACCGUAUGGGUAAGCUGUUAUCAGUCUUGUCGCCUGGGCAUUACCUACCAAACGUCAGAGCGGAAAGUCCGGGACGUUUCAUUCCACCAUAUCGGUAAAAUAUCUGAUGACAAAUGGCACAACAUUGCACUCCAUAUUUUCCCGCACAGUCACCUCGAGAAAACAGAGGUUGAUCUGUACGUUGACUGUAAGAUGCUGAGCAGAAAGAAACUAUUGACGAAGAUAGAAGAUUUCGUGCCAUCCUCAACAGGAAAUCCUCAGGAUACUGUGUUUUUGUUUGCACAGAGAGGUGGAUACAAAAACAGUGUCAUGUUGACUUGGAAGGGAAGCCUUCAGAACGUCAAGCUUGUAUUCAACAAGGAAAUAGAAGAGUUAAUGAACAGCACAAGCUGCCCGUCUCCCAGUGCUCCUGUUUUUCUGGUCGAUGGAGAGCAACAGUUUUCAGCUGGUUUUCUGCAGUCUUCUAUCAGGGGCGCGUCUAAGUCAGCUUUCGCCGCGCCACCCUCCUUGCAGUACUCCACUCAAGACGUCAUGAUGGUUCUGGUUAACAUGCAGAAGGAAGCUCAAAGACGCGAAGCAAGUCUUCAAAGAUCGCUGAUGCAAUUGAAACAAAGCUUACAAACUCAGUCUGCACAUGUGACGUCCAUCAAGAAAACACUGGAAAACGGAGUUUGCUCCAAUCGAGCCUACUCACCGGGAACAGGAAAUGGUAAUGGUGGAAUCCUUAAGAAUAAAACUAAAACGGAUAACAAACACAUCAUAAAAAGUUACAAGAAAGACGACAAGUGCUCGCUGAAGCCUUGUUUUCCGUUUGUUGAAUGUACAAAUACACCCGGAGAGGGACUUGGGUUCAAGUGUGGCGAGUGCCCGCCUGGUUACAUGGGAGACGGGAUCAGAUGUGAUGACGUCAAUGAGUGUUUGUAUUUACCGUGUUCUCCUCACACGACCUGUACCAAUCUACAGCCGGGGUUUAAAUGCAGUGCCUGUCCUAAAGGCUUCCUGGGUAACUCUACGAUGGGAAUUGGAGCAGAUUUUGCUGAGAACAUCAAACAGAUUUGUAACGACAUUGACGAGUGUAAUGAUGGGAAAAAUGGCGGCUGUUCUGUUCAUUCAACGUGCAUCAACACACAGGGUAGCUAUACCUGCGCUGCAUGCCGGGAUGGAUACGUUGGAGAUCCUUACAGUGAAUGCGUUGUCGUAAAAUACUGUUCUGGUGAUCCUAAAUCAAACCCCUGUGGGCUUGGAGCUGAAUGCAUACCAAAGAAGAAAGGGUUAGCCUUCGAAUGUAGGUGUAAACCUGGUUUUGCUGGAAAUGGAUUCGUGUGUGAUGCUGACGAGGAUAUGGAUGGAGUCCCUGACGAAGCAUUAAACUGCACUGGUGACCCUCGCUGUGCCAAGGACAACUGCAAAAGUAUUCCAAACACAGGUCAAGAGGACACGGACAAGAAUGGCUUAGGGGAUAUGUGUGAAUAUGACGCGGAUCGCGACAGAUAUAUUAAUGAUGCGGACAACUGCCCGGAUGUUUACAACCGACAUCAGAAAGAUGAAGAUCGCGAUAAAGUCGGAGACGUUUGUGAUAACUGCCCCAACGUUCCUAACCGUGAUCAAAAAGACAUGGACGGGGACGGGAUUGGGGAUGCCUGUGACACUGACACGGAUGGAGAUGGUCUAAGAAAUAUCUUCGAUAACUGUCCACUGGUUCCAAACAGAAAACAAUCAGACAAAGAUGGCGACAGUUUUGGAGAUGAAUGUGACAACUGUCCGUCUACUACCAACCGUGAUCAGAAUGACAGAGAUGGUGACAGCUGGGGAGACGCAUGCGACCUUGACCGAGAUUAUGAUAACGAUGGAAUAGAAGACAAAUUCGACAACUGUUUGAGCCAAGCAAACCCUGAUCAACUGGACUCGGAUCAGGAUGGACUCGGUGACCCAUGUGACAGUGAUGACGAUGGCGAUGGUGUGCCUGAUUAUAGAGACAACUGUCGACUGGUGUUUAAUGUCGACCAGAAACAAACCAGAAGUGAUUCAUAUGGCGAUGCGUGUUUUGAAGAUUUUGAUGGUGAUGGUGUACAAGACAGGGAUGACGUGUGUCCUGUAAACCCGAAAAUAUCGCGAACAGACUUCUCUGUUUUCCAGACCCUUAAUUUUGACGCGGCGGGCAGCGAACAAGAUAAGCCUUCAUGGAAAGUCAGCAAACAGGGCAACGAGAUACAACAAGCUGUGAACAGCAUAGCUACAAUCCUCGUUGGAAAUCAUGUUUUUCGCGAUGUGGAAUACAGUGGAACUUUUUUUGUGAACACAAACUCCGAUGACGAUAUCAUUGGCAUUGUGUUUGGGUACCAAAGUCCCAGAAAAUUCUUUGUUGCCUCUUGGAAGAAGUCAACGCAAAUUUACUGGGAUACAAGACCAUUCAGAGCGAAGGCAGAUUCUGCCUUCAACAUCAAGAAAAUUAAGUCCGUGAGUGGUCCAUCGCAAAUGCUUCGGAAUGUCCUUUGGCACACGGGAAACAUCACAAACGAGGCGACCCUUCUUUGGAAGGAUCCAAAGGCACAUGGAUGGCAACAUAAGAAAGCUUACAGAUGGGAACUAGUUUACUUACCAUCUAAGAGCAUCAUGAGGAUAAAAAUUUGGCGCAAGCACAACAAAUUAAUGAUAGACAGUGGCGAAAUAAAUGAUCGCGAUAUUCGGGAAGGAAAGCUUGGUGUUAUGAGCUUCUCUCAGGAGAAGUGCAUGUGGUCAGCGAUAUCCACCCGAUGUCUUGAUCCCUUUGAUUAAAGGCCGUCAUUCAAUUUUCGCGAAGAGUUCCUCUGUGCAUAUGUAUCUAACAGUAUAUUAUAUUGACCGAUAGAGUUGUUGUAACCUAUUUCAUAUAACCCAACACGAAUUUCUCUAUCGUGUCAUUGGUUGAAGUCGGUCAUGUGGGCAGCUGUUCGCACUCGUAUAGAAGCACGUGCAUAGCAUUUAGUUUUCACGUGCACUCGGCCAAUCAGUGCAUAGAAAUUUCAAUUCGUCAUUAAGAAACGGGGCCUCUGGCUUGGUCCGAUGCCUUAUUUUUCUUGGGUUCUCUAUUCUCGUCCUUUUACAAGCCAAUAAGGUUUGACGAAAAUCGACGUUGGCCAGAGGGCCCAAUUUUUGUUGCUGACCAAAAGCAUCGAAACCUCUGAGGACAAUAGCGACAAUGAAGGUUUCCAGUUGAGAAAUGACUCAGCAGUGAAAAAGCUUAUCUUAAUUAAGAUGAGAGCUUAUUUAACUUUUAAUUUCAAGACAACAAAAGAAUCGAAUGUAUGCAUGUAUAAAUUACGUUACAUAUUUAACUCAGUACGUUCUCCAUUUUUCAGUAAAACGUUUUGGAUUUAGUAAAAUCACCUCUAAAGCUGAAGAUAUUUUUAACACAUUUGAGCACAUCUUGCACUUAUCUUUUAUUUGAUCAUUUUACAUGUAGCUACGAUAAUAAUUAAAAUGGAUGGCAGAAAGCUGCUUAGAGUUGCCGCUCUUAUUAUACUAUUGUUCACAAAAAGUCAGCAAGAAAUAUAAUUUCAAGAUUGGAAGAUAGAGAGGUUUUCUUGCUAGCCCUUGAAACAUUAAGGCUAACGGUUGUUCAAAAGUAAUGGGCAAAUAUUUUCAAAAUGUGCGCGUAUGACAAUAGACAAUUUCAUAUUUUCGGCAUUGGACUGUAACUACCUUGCCUUGGAGGCAUAAUUAAAAAGAGAUUGAUGUCAUUUGCAUUUGAAAAGACCCUCUGCGUUAGCCUUAGCUGCAAGCUACUUUCAGUCCAAUUGUCGUGUAAGAUAGAGCUUAUGUAAGUUAUAACUUCUUAUAAGCUUAUGUUUAGUUAUAACUCAUACGUAUAUCAACUUAUAAGAGUUGUAACAAAAUAAAACUAGUUUAUUCUACUA
This is a messenger RNA of Orbicella faveolata, 5362 nucleotides long. Its product is annotated as cartilage oligomeric matrix protein-like. Lineage: Eukaryota; Metazoa; Cnidaria; Anthozoa; Scleractinia; Merulinidae. Gene Ontology annotation, biological process: cell adhesion. Gene Ontology annotation, molecular function: calcium ion binding. Gene Ontology annotation, cellular component: extracellular region. The record is from RefSeq and is a predicted model, not a curated record.